This is a messenger RNA of Olea europaea var. sylvestris, 3559 nucleotides long. Its product is annotated as protein FAR-RED IMPAIRED RESPONSE 1-like. Gene Ontology annotation, molecular function: zinc ion binding. Gene Ontology annotation, biological process: regulation of DNA-templated transcription. The transcript has 4 exons. NCBI's taxonomy places the organism in Eukaryota, Viridiplantae, Streptophyta, Magnoliopsida, Lamiales, Oleaceae. The record is from RefSeq and is a predicted model, not a curated record. The coding region runs from base 109 to 2097 and encodes 662 amino acids.
UUCCAUUUUCCUCAUUUCCAUCACCAUUUCACCAAAUCAUAAAUAGGGCAUCUUCCCUUCUUCUCUCAAAGUUCAGACCUCCAUUUUCUACUGCUGCCGCACUCAAAAAUGGAAGGGAAUCUUGACAAGGACACAGCUUUGAAAAAUGAUAAUGGAAGACCCGACAAUGAUGAAAAUGACUCUGGUGAAAAAAUGAAUAUUCAAGGGUUUGAACAAACAUCACCUAAAGAAGAAGUGGAAAUUCCCGAGGUUGGUAUGGCUUUUCGGUCCUAUGAAGAAGUGCGUAAUUUUUAUAAUAGGUAUGCAAAAUCUGUUGGCUUCAAUACAGCUAAAGUUAGCACCAAGAAUGGAGAUGAUGGGAAGCAAAAGUAUUUUUCGCUUGCCUGUGCUCGAAGUGGUAAGACACCCCCUCCGACAGCUGGGAGGAACUCCUCGCGCACAAGGCCUCCUAGUAAGACUGAAUGUAAGGCCAGGAUGAAUAUUGCAGUUUAUGAUGAUGGACGGUAUGUUGUGACUCGUGUAUGUCUCGAUCACAAUCAUGAGCUUAAUCUAGGGCGGCCUCAUGAAUUUAGAAGCAGCAAGAUGGUCACUCCUCAACUCAAGAGAAAGUUAGAAGUAAAUGACUCAGCUGUGGUUGAAAUGGAAUGCAGAAGUAAUAUUGCAAAUGCAAGACUGUUGAGACUUGGAAAGGAGGACGUGGAAGCCAUAAUGAUAUAUUGUUAUCAAAUGCAGGCUAGAAAUUCAAACUUCUUUUUUAGGAUUGAGAGGGAUGAGGAAUCUCGUAUAAGAAAUGUUUUCUGGGCUGAUGCAAGGUGCAGGGCAGCAUAUGAGUCUUUUGGUGAUGUGAUUUAUUUUGACACCACAUAUCUUACAAAAGGUUAUGACGUGCCACUCGUUAUGUUUGUUGGUGUGAACCAUCAUGGCGAUUCUGUGUUGUUUGGUUGUGGUUUAAUUUCAAGCGAGGAUACUGGUAGUUUUCUCUGGUUGUUCAAAUCAUGGUUGACGUGUAUGUUGGGCCAUUCUCCAAAGGCUGUAAUUACGGAUCAGUGUAGAGCUGUCCAGGAUGCAGUUAGAGAAGUUUUUCCAAAUUCUCGGCACUGUCUAAGUCUUUGGCAUAUCAUGAAAAAGUUUCCAACAAAAUUAAAAGAGAUUGCCCAGUAUAUAACAAUCAAGAUGAUUUUGAAGAAUAUCAUUUAUGACUCUGUCAAAUGUAAUGAGUUUGAGGACAACUGGAGAAACUUGAUUAAUGAAUACAAUUUACAUGAUAAUGAGUGGUUGAAGUCUUUAUAUGAUGAUCGUCAUUAUUGGGCUCCGGUGUAUGUGAAGAAUACUUUUUUGGCUGGAAUAUGUACAACUCAAAGAAGAGAACGUAUGAAUGCCUUUUUUGAUAACCAUGUUCAAUCAAAGACCACAGUGAAGCAAUUUAUUGAGCUUUAUGACAAUGCGAUGAAAAGUAAGAUCAUUAAAGAGAACAAUGCAGAUUUUGCCUCUUUUAGCGCUUGCAUUCCAACAGUAACAAAUCAUCCUAUUGAAAAGCAGUUUCAGAAAAUUUAUACUAAUGAAAUUUUCAAGCUAUUUCAGGAUGAAUUAAGGGGAUUGAUCUUUUGCAAUGCCUCUUUUGUAAGGGCAGAAGGGCUUACUUCAGUAUUUGAGGUGACAGAAAGUAUAUUAGAGAAAGAUGGAAUGUUUUCUAAAGAGGUGACUUUUGGGGUAUUCUUGGAUGAAGCUGAUGGUAAAUUGGAGUGCAUAUGCCAUCUCUUUGAGUUCAAGGGAAUUCUUUGUAGGCAUGCAACAUCUGUGCUUAUCAAGAAAAAUGUGAACAAUGUUCCCUCUUGUUAUGUUAUAAAAAGAUGGCGGAAGGACAUAAAGCAUGGGUAUAAACUUCUGAAUGAGGUGUACGACAAUGUUGAUGGCAAUGAUAAAAAUAAACGGCACAGGAAGUUGAGUCCGCUGAUGCUUGAUCUUCAACAGCUUGGUGUGGACUCGGAUGAGAAAUGUGAUUUUCUUAUCAAAUUGCUUACAGAGGCAAAGAGUAAACUUCUUUCGGUUGCCCAUGCGGAUGGUUGUAAACCGGCUAAGGCCACUUCAUUGAUAUGAUGUGACCCAAGAUGAUAAAAACAUGCAACAGGUUGCUUGCUCCUUUGAAUCAUAGUGCAGUGAAGGAUAUUCUCCACCAAAAAAUAUGAAUUCAAGGGAAGAGGUGGACAUUUAAGCAUGAACUCCUUUAGUUGCUGCUUGCACGAAGUUCUGGCUUGGUCCUGCAAAUCUGUAUUUCUGGUGUCGCCUGGACCUAAGCCUCAGCCAUUGCAAACCAGUUGGCAAGAUUGGUCACUGCUGCUGAAUGCUAUACACCCUGAAUUGUACGAGAAGGAUCACAGAUGUGAGGAGGGCACUGACGAAUAAUAACUUUUGUGUCCAUGAAGUAUAUGAGCCUCCACUUAAUUCGAGCUUUUAGUCAUGAGAGUUUAGUUUGAUGCAUGUGAAGGUCACUAUUUCUUCCUUUCAUUAUUCUUUUGGAAAUGAAGUAUGCCCGUACCUUGAUAAGCUCAGCUGGGAAGACAUGUCUUAAUUUUGACCCUUAUCUAUUACUUCCAAUCUUGGUAGAUAUUAACAUGGAUCUAUGAUAGAGUCGAGUUUUACAUCGAAUGGAGCUCAUAGGUCACGAGAAGCAUUCACUAAAGGCCCAUGGAAGCCAUUGUGUUUAUUUUGCAACUGUAAUUAGUGCUGCUGAUAAUAUUCUGCAACGAGCUUGAUGAUAUGUAAACUUGGGUCAUAUAAUAACAUUUCCUCCGGCAAAACUUUCCAUGGGAGAAUCUCCUACAUCCAAGCAAGUAGUUAUCGAGGAAAAAUGGUGGUGUAUCUGAAAUAUGUGGUAAAAGAAUAAAAAUAGCUUUCUAACCCCUUUUUAAGGCUGUGGGCUUGGAGAUAUUGUCCCCAUGGAGGAUAAAUUCUAACAUUCUGUUGUCAGUGAGCAGCCAGCUGGGCACCGUGGGUGAGUAGACAAUGAUAUGAUUCUAAGAGAUGGCUCUUCGUGUGUUGGCUGUCACUCUGGGAGCAUGUAAGAGGUUACCAGAUCAGUUGUUCGAGUGGCGUUCUUAACAUUGGGCCUGGAUGCUCGGGCAACAAUCUGAACUCGGAGCUUGGUGGUCAGGCGGUGAUAUUGGCCUCAGGACUAUAUGCUUGUGCAACACUUUUGACUUCAGGCGGUACUCUCGAGUCUCGACCUUGGGCAUAGGUGCCUGGGUAACUCUUGGCCUCAGCUUUCAGGCCUUAGGUGUUAGGGUGGUGUUUUGACCUUGUAGUCUGUCAUCUUUGGGUCUGAUUAGUAUCAGGUCUAGUCUUUUUACGAUUCAAUGUGUUGCUUAUAUUUUGGUGGUGAUGUCCAAUUAUGUAUUCCUUGCCCGCAAUAGAUUGAUAAUUUUCUAUCGCACCAUUUAUUUAUCCCGGCAUGAAUUGAAAAGUAUGCAUUUUCCAAGCAGAAAUUGAUUUCUUUGAGUUGGAUUUGUGAUACUGGAAUUAUCAUAUCGUUUCCGCUAAAUGUUACUUCUAGUUUUCAAAA